GGAAGCGCAGCGCUGCUGUUCUGCUGCCGCUUUCAUGUUCCACUUCACAGUCUCCGCCGUUGGCUUUCUUGCUUUGAAAGUAUUUAGUCAACUUAAACUUUAAUCUCUCUACGUUGUUUUUGUCGAGCUCGACGAGCAGAGGCUCUGAUUCGGGAACCAUGUCUGCUACUACUGUAGUAGUUCCUCUCCAUGAGUCUACAGUCAGCAUCGUGAGACAGUGUGGACCCGCUCUGAGUGAUGUCCUUCUAAGCAAAUUUGGGUGUAUGACCGUCAUCGAGGGUGUGGAUUUUGAACGAGAUCCAACCGUUUCAUGGCAAAGGAAGUCAAAGGUUGUAGCGGAGAAAAGGUUCACAUGUGCACUGCGUGGAGCAGUAAAGGUGUCUGUGUGGAAGGAUGAUCUCGUCAAUGUGCAGGUGGAUGCUGUCGUGAACGCUGCAAAUCCCAAGCUUCAGCAUUAUGGUGGCCUUGCUCUUGCUCUGUCCAUUGCUGGUGGUCCACAAGUCCAAAAGGACAGUGAUGACUAUAUUAAACAGCAUGGAGACUUGCAAACAGGAGAUGCAGUUAUUGGUGAUUCUGGGUCCCUGCCUUGCAAGAAACUAAUCCAUGCUGUGGGUCCCUGCCUGCCCCCACAUUCCAGCAAGUCAGAGGUUACAUCGGCUCAAGGGCUACUGGAGAAGGCCAUCAGAAGCAUUCUGGACAAAGUUCGAGAACACCAUAUGAAGACUGUCGCCAUACCUGCUAUAAGCUCAGGACUGUUUAACUUCCCACUGCCACUAUGUGCAGACACCAUUGUGUCCACUGUGAAACAUUACUAUGACCAUUUGAAGACAGGACAUCGUCCUGAGGAGAUCCUCCUUGUGAAUAAUGACGAGCCCUCAGUAAGGGCAAUGGAGAAGGCCUGUCGUGAGAUACUACACUCCCACCCACCUAAGACCCACAGCUAUGCAGCAGUGGCCAAAACCUCGCCAGUUUCUGUUCGCAUCGGAAAUGUUCUUCUGACACUGACGUAUGGUAACAUUGAGGAACAGCAGACUGAUGUCAUCGUCAAUACUGCAUCAUCAGACUGUGAUUUGAGCAUUGGCCAAAUCGCCAAAGCAGUGCUGAAGAAAGCAGGUCCUGGAAUACAACAGGAAAUUCAUAGAAACCCAAAACGAGAUAAAAUCAUUGCCACAGCAGGCCACAACCUGCAAUGUAAAAAGGUGUAUCAUACUUUUUGCACUGAGAAAGGAGCGCAUUCAGCUGAGCAGACCCUUUCAGCAUCAGUGUUGGAUUGCUUAUGGACGGCUGUUUCAGAGCAACACAGUUCUAUUGCCUUUCCUGCCAUUGGCACUGGAGCGCUCAGGUUCAGCAAAACACAUGCCGCUCACAUCAUGUCAGACGCAGUGGCUGACUUUGCCCUGAAGUCCGCCUGCCUGUUGGAAGUUGUUUUUGUCAUAUUUCCAUCUGACAAAGACACAUUUAAGGCCUUUGAGCAAGAAAUGGGAUCUCUCCGAAAAAGAGCACAAAAUCCUGGCUUUCCACAGGCUGCAAUGCCGAGAGAUCUUUUCCAUGACAUCAAACCUCCCACCCCGCAAAUAAGCCUGACCGGCCCGUCCGAUGAGUUGACACGCGAGGCCAGACGAUGGCUCGCCCACCUUCUCCAAUCUUCUGGUCGCGUCACCAUCUGCAACAACUUCAUCCAGCACUUGGGCGACAACGAAUAUGUUGCCCUGUGCCAGCUGACCGAAAAGGGAAUUUUCAUUGAGGAGUCCUUUGAGAACGGUCACUCAGAAAUGAAGUUAUUUGGGAGUCCAUCGGAUUUUGUUGUUGUCGCUGCUGUGCAGGUGGAGGCCAUGCUCUGCCACGUUCAGAAGGAGUUUGUCAGAGAAGAAGAGCAAACCAUGCAUAUGAUGAGCACUGAGAAUGAGUCUUUUUUUAAAAAGAGGACAGUCAGUAGCGUCAGCGAUGAAUUCAACCGCAAAUCCACUAAAUUGAGAAAGGAUGGGCUGCGAAUGGUGAAGUUGGAAAAGGUGGAGAACCCUGCGCUGGAGAUGAUAUUUGAAGUCAAGAAAAAGCAGCUGCAGUGCUAUACUCCUGACAAUAUGUUUCAGCGCAUACCUGCACAGUUCUGUGACAUGAUCAGUCGUAUUGGAUUCCACACAGUGUGUGCACCACCUGCAGAGCCAGCGUUUGGAGAGGGCAUCUACUUUACUGGUACGGUGAAAAGGGCCAUGGAAGUGUGGAAGCAGCAAAAGGAGGAGGAGUACGUGUACUUCGUGGAGGCUGACGUGCUGAAGGGAAAAUCCACCUCCGGUAAACCUGGUCUCAUCGUGCCACCUAUCAGGGAGACAAAUCCCCAAAGUCUGUAUGACAGUGUGAGCGGAGGACCUGACGUCUGUGUGAUAUUCAGUGGUUAUCAAGCUCUGCCCAAGUACAUUAUUACCUGUGAGGCGAUUGUGAAGGACUAAAUCCUCCACUCUGUCCUUUUGGUUUAUUGUGAAAGAGGAAAGUUGAUUAUUCGUUCAUUCUGAACGAUUGUACGCACUGGUAUUGUGAGUGGACUUGGUUUAAUUACACAAUUAUUACAUCUA
Molecule: messenger RNA, 2570 nt
Organism: Solea solea (common sole)
Lineage: Eukaryota; Metazoa; Chordata; Actinopteri; Pleuronectiformes; Soleidae
Gene: parp9
Product: poly(ADP-ribose) polymerase family member 9
Exons: 8
Coding region: 159-2447 (762 amino acids)
Biological process (GO): negative regulation of gene expression; positive regulation of type II interferon-mediated signaling pathway
Cellular component (GO): nucleus; cytoplasm
Molecular function (GO): ubiquitin-like protein ligase binding; transcription corepressor activity
Source: RefSeq, a predicted model, not a curated record